AUAUGUGUCAUAGAACUGAUCGUCCAAAUAUACAUCCAUUUUGUUCGUUCAUGUACAGCCGAAGUAUGUAUAUGAACGAGGAGCUAGUCAUUCGAAUACGAUCAGUGUAACCGUAACCUAAUAUCAGCUAAUACAUAAAUACUUGAUUGUUUUAAUUUAGUGUUUGUAAAAAUCACACGAUGUUUCAUAAGAAAUGGUAGUGUUAUUUAUUAAGUACUAUCUUAAUAAUUAAUGUGAAAGUGCGUAAGAAUGGCAUCUUCUGAAAUUGAUGAUCUAUUGUGUGGACCUUUAGUAACAUGGUUCACCAGUUGCUUAGAGGAUCCUAACUCAUUAAGCAAUUAUAAUGAUUUGGUGGAUGGUGUAUUAUUACAUAAUGUAUAUUUGCAAAUAGAUCCGGAACCACUGUAUGAUGAAGUAAUACCUUCAAAGGGAAAUACAAUAACUCGCAUAAAAAACUUACAAGUCGUAGUAGAUAAUAUGAAACAAUUUUAUGAAGGAGAAUUAAGUCAUUUAAUUCUGAAGUUACCAGAUAUAAUAAGUUUAGGCAAGGAGCCGCAGUCAUGUAUCCCUGAAAUGAAAUUGUUAUUAUUAUUACUCCUUGGUUGUGCUGUACAGUGUCCUAACAAAGAAAAAUUUAUAACUAAUAUAAAAAAAUUAAAUGUUGAUACUCAACUUGCAAUAGUAGAAUGUAUUAAACAAGUCACAGAUAAUCAAAACAUAGUUAUUAAUCAAGAUUCAUUGGAGAAUAUAAAUAUGGGAUAUUUAUUUGCACAAAUGAAAAUGAUGAGUCAAGAACUAGAUUUAUAUCGUCAGAAAUGGAGGGAUAUUGUUAUAAGUGAAGGUAUUCGAAGAAAUGAUUCAUCAAACAACGUAGAAGCUGAAGAAAUAAACAAAGUGCAACAAUCUAACCCUGUUGCUAAAUCAGAACGUGAAGAUAAUCAUCACUAUGCAGUUGAAUUGGCCGACUGGAAAUCGAGAGUUAGAAAACAACGACAAGAAUUAGAAGAAAAAACUGAAGCAUUGUUGGAAUGUAAAGAAGAACUCGAGUACCAUAAGAUGUUAGUAACCAAAUUAAAACAAGAGAACCAAGAAUUAAUGCAUGAAGCACGCACAGCAAAGUCUUAUAGAGACGAAUUAGAUGCGGUAAUUGAAAGAGCAGAUCGUGCCGAUCGAUUGGAAUUAGAAGUAGUAAGAUAUAGAGAGAAACUUACAGAUAUAGAAUUUUAUAAAACACGCAUAGAGGAGCUACGUGAAGAUAAUAGAGUUUUAAUGGAGACUAGGGAAAUGCUAGAGGAUCAGUUAAAUUCAUCGAGAAGGAGAGCAGAUAAAGUACUGGAACUUGAGUCUGAAAUUCUUAAAUAUAAACAAUUACUGAAUGACAUGGCCUUGGAACGUGCGGCUGAUAAAGAAAAAUAUCAAGAGUUAGUUGAAGAAAACACUCAAUUACAUAAAUUAACGAAAGCUGCCGCAAAUGAAGCUGCCUUAGAUAGUUCUAUAAGUGAUUCUGAAGAACCAGCACAUGCUGAUAAUAGGUUGUCUGAACAAUUGACAAAUAAUGCACAAACACGGGCUUUAAAACUUGAAUUAGAAAAUCGUCGAUUGAUUACUUUAAUAGACUCCCUAAAAGAAAGUUCUUUUCAUGAAAAUUCAUCUCGUGUGUUGGAAUUAGAAAAAGAAAAGAAGAAGCUGCAAUUGAAGAUCGAAUCGUUAAAUGAUAAUAUUGAAAGAUUAACACAACAAAAUUCGGAUUUAGAAUUGGUUUGGAAGCAAGCACUCGAAGAAAACAAAAAAUUACAGAACUCAUUACAAAAUCAAAAGACGUCAUCCGAGAAACAACAACAGGAGUUCCAAACUCAACAUACAAAAAUGAUAGAAUUGGAAAAAAAUUGCGAUACAGCAGUGAAAGAAAAACAACGAGUUCAGUCUUUAUUGGAAAGCGUACAAAGACGAGCAGAUGAUUUAGAACGUAGUUUAGAGCUUGCCAAUCAAAAAGUUGAAGAAUUAAAAAUUAUAGAAAAUAACGUAAAAGAAAUUAAUUCCAAGUGUCUUGACCUUGAAUCAAAACUUGUCACAGUAGAACGAGAGAAGGAUAUAGCACAGCGCGAUGUGCAUCGAUAUCGAGAAACAAUAGAAGAAAAAGAUGUUGCAUUAGAUAAAGCAACAAAUAGUAUUGAAGUUCUAGAAAGGAAAGUAAUGCAACUUGAACAGGAACUUCAUGAUUCUGUUACACAAAUUUCAAGAUUACAAGAAAUUGAAAGAUCAAGUAAGGAGCUUGAUUCACGAGCAGCUAUUGAUAGGGAAACGUUAGAAAUUCUGCAAUCGAAUUUAGUAGCUGAAAAAUUGAAUACUCAACAAUUAUAUACAGUUUUAGAAAAACUUGGACUCAGUGAUAACAUGUUGUUGUCAUUGCCAUUGGAUAAUAUUGUUAAAAAAAUCGCGCAAAUUCCGGAAGUCGUCGAUUAUAUAAAAAAAUCAAAUAAUUCCUGUUGUUGUGAAAAGUCAGUACCUGAAACUACAAAUUCCGAGAAUAAUGCAACUAAUAAUAUUCAUAAUACACUAGAAGCAACAGUAGAAGCACUCAAGAAAGAACAGGAACAUUUAAAUAUGAAAUUGGCUGCUGCACAAGUAGCAUCAGAAAAUCUCCUAUCUGAAAAUGCAAAACUUCAAGUACAGAUAACAACAUUACAGUCUCAAAAUAAUUCUUUAGCAGCACAACAUACAGCCUUGCAACUUGCAAAUUCACAACUUGUUGCUGAAAAAGAAGAAUUGUUGAAAGAACGCAGUUCUCAUCAACAAAUACACACCCAACUGGUUCAUGAUCAAAUCACUUUACAAUCUUUGCAUGAACAAUUAAAUAACGAAUAUGAAAAUCUUUUUCACGAACAUGAUGCUCUCAAGUCAAAUUUACGAGACGUAAAAAAUGAAGUUAGAAUGUUACGCGAAUCUUAUGAAGGAUUAAAAGGAAAAAAUAAAACAUUACAAACUGAAAAGGAAUCAUUGGUGAAUGAUGCAAAGAGUUUGAAUAAUUUGAGAGGAGAACAUUCAAAGCUGAAGGAUGAUUUUAGAAAUCUGUAUACUGCUACAGAAAAAUUGAAAAUGGAGUAUAGAAAUUUACAAGAGGAUUAUAGGAAAAACAAAAUUGAAACGAAUCGACUAAGCCUUAAGUUAACAGAAAUGCAAGGCGAGCUUAGCAGUAGGGAUGAAAGAUGUUCUAAUUUAGAACUUCAAAUUAAUAAAUUAAAUCAACGAUGUGAGGUGUUAUUGCAUAUGAAUUCCGGCUUAGAUAAUGAUAGACGAUCGUUGAUGGAUCAUAUUACUAUGUUGUUUAGCCAAUAUCAUGAACUUUUGACUCAUUCUCUUGAAGAUAAAGAACAUUAUCACAUGGAAGAAAAAAUAUAUACAGACAAAGUGAAUCAUUUAUAUAGACAAAAAGAAAAAUUGGAAGACAAAAUAAUGGAACAUUAUAGAAAGUUAGAUAGUUGUACUCCAAAAAAAAAAGGAUUUGGAGCUAAUUUCGUUCGAAGAGUUCGAAAGGUUGGAUCUGAGUUUCUCAAUAAGAAUCGACGAUCUUGGACGGAAGAUUUCAAAAACUCAGAAGGAAAACCUUAUGAAUCAGAAUCUGGUGGAAAUGACUCUGACGCUAGUACAGAAGAUCACCGUUUAGCAGGAUCAACUAGAGCUCUUGGGUCAGAUACAUUGUCUCUUGGUCAUCCAGGGACUAGAAGAACAGUGUAUUACACUGAUGAUUCUCCACCACCAUCAACUACCGUACCAGAACAGGGAGAUGAUAGACGGUCUAUAUUAUUGGAACAAACUUCGCGAUCGGAGGUGCAAGUAGAACCACGACCGGUUCUGAUAUACAAUAAAGUAUCAGCAGUUAUAAACGAAUCAAACAAUCUUAACGAUAGUGGAAUGAAGGAUGUAGGGCAAGAAGAAACAAUUAUAGAAACUCCUGUAGAUAAAGAUUCAAAAGUGGGUAAUCAAGUGUGGUACGAAUAUGGUUGUGUAUGAUCUUACGCUGCUUCCAUCUAUUUGUGUACUUGCCACGAAAAAAAAUCGUAUUUUGUACUUUAUCGAUUUUUUUACUUUUUAAUUUAAUGAAUAUUUUGCAUAAAUCCGUAUAAAAUGUCGAAUAAAGACUUGCAUAUAGUACUAA
Bombus terrestris (buff-tailed bumblebee) is the source of this 4156-nucleotide messenger RNA. It is a transcript of the gene Girdin, whose product is annotated as protein Daple. Gene Ontology annotation, biological process: cytoplasmic microtubule organization; cytoskeleton-dependent intracellular transport. Gene Ontology annotation, cellular component: cytoplasm; centrosome. The transcript is spliced from 23 exons. The record is from RefSeq and is a predicted model, not a curated record. Gene Ontology annotation, molecular function: microtubule binding; dynein light intermediate chain binding. Bases 250 to 4011 code for a protein of 1253 amino acids. Lineage: Eukaryota; Metazoa; Arthropoda; Insecta; Hymenoptera; Apidae.